CAGAGCUGGCACUUUGCUCCCUGACACAGGGACCCGGACCUGCUCUGUGCUGAGAGAGGCAGACAUGGUGCCCCUGUUGCUGCUGCUCCUGCUGUGGGGGGAAUCUCUGGAGGAGCAGCAAGGCUUUGAGCUCCAAGUGCAGGAAUCCGUGACGGUGCAGGAGGGUCUGUGCGUCCACGUGCCCUGCUCCUUCUCCUACCCCGGGAAUUCAUGGUCUUCCUCUAGUGAACUCUACACCUACUGGUACUGGAAAGAGGACAACAUGCAGUACAAUGAACUUGUGGCCUCAAAUGACCCAAAUAAACCAGCAAAGAGGGAGACCCAAGGCCGAUUCCUCCUCCCAGACGCCAGGAACAACAACUGUUCCCUGCUCAUCAGAGAUGCCAGGAGGAGUGACACAGGAAUAUACAUCUUCCGAAUGGAGAGAGGAAGUGUGAAGUAUAGUUACCAAGACAAGAUGCUGAAUUUGCAGGUGACAGCCCUGACAGAGAAAUCCCACAUCCGGAUAAGGGAGCCCCUGGAGUCUGGCCACCCGACAGAGCUGGCCUGCAGCCUGCCAGGGGCCUGCGAAGGGGGACGACCUCUCACCUUCUCCUGGGCGGGAGCCGCUGUGGACUCGCUGAACCCCCAGACCCUCCGCUCCUCAGUGCUCACCUUCAUCCCGAGGCCCCGGGACCAUGGCACCAACCUCACCUGUCAGGUGAAACGGGAAGGGUCCCAGUGGACCACACAGAGAACCAUCCGACUCAAUGUCUCCUAUGCCCCACAGAACCUCACCAUAGGCAUCACCUUCAGAAACGCCACAGCGAGGCCUGGCCAGUGUGGCUCAGAAGUUGAGCUUCGACCCAGGAACCAAGAGGUCACAGCCCUCAAGAUUCUGCAGGCCACAUCCCUUUCCAUCCUGGAGGGAGAGGCCCUGAGGCUGCGCUGUGAGGCUGACAGCAACCCCCCUGCCGAGCUGAGCUGGUUCCGGGGGUCCCCAGGCCUGAGCGCCACCCCCCUCUCCAGCACCGCGAUCCUGGAGCUGCCUCGCGUGGGGCCUGCACAGGAAGGAGAGGUCACCUGCCAAGCCCGGCACCCGCUGGGCUCCCACAGCGUCUCUCUCAGCCUCUCCGUGGUCUACCCCCCGCAGCUGCUGGGACCCUCCUGCUCCUGGGAGGACCAGGGUCUGCACUGCAGCUGCUCCUCCAGGGCCCAGCCGGCCCCCUCCCUGCGCUGGCGGCUGGGGGCGGGGCUGCUGGAGGGGAACCAUGGCAACGCGUCCCACGUGGUCAGCUCCAGCUCAGAGGGGCCCUGGACCAACAGCUCCCUGUUCCUCCAUGAGGGGCUCAGCCCUGACCUCAGACUCAGCUGCAAGGCCUGGAAUGUGCAUGGGGCCCAGAGCGCCUCUGUCCUGCUGCUGCCGGGGAAGGCGGUUCUCCAGGCGGGAGUGGCUCCUGCGGCUCUCGGAGGUGCUGGAGCCCUGGCCCUGCUGUCCCUGUGCUUGUGUCUCCUCUCCUUUUGCAGGAGGAAAGCAGCCGGGAGACCAAAGGUCACAAAUGAUGAAGAGCCUGUCAUGGGCACAGUCACCUGGGGCUCCAAGCAAAAACUUGGGCUAGACAAGCCCCCAAACCGAGGGCUGCCCACAGAGGACCCCCCUCUGUCAGAGGAACACUGGGAGGUCUACUACGGCAACCUCAGCUUCCAUGGGAUGAACCCACGGGAACCUGAGGACCCGGAGGCCACCAGCAGCAUCAACGAGUACUCGGAGAUCUAGGAGACAAGCACAUGAGGACUCGCUCAGAGCCCGGUCCUGGCCAGGGGCAUCCCACGCCCUCUGGGGGGAAGAAGUCAGGGACUCAUUGCUGAAGCAUGAGGAGGCCUUGUGGCACGAAUAACAUUAACUACUGUAUGAGCAGCGCAGAAAGAAGACAGGUGACGAGAUUACAGAGAUGUGGUCUCAAACGCAGGCUUCAGCACAUCCCAAGGCAGCGGCCGCCAACUGGUGGUCCAUGAGGUCCGAAAGGUUGGCGACCGCCAUCAAGGCUGUGUCUUCACGUGGUAAUUGACUUCAUGUCUCUGUUGCUCAGUGUCCCUCUGUGCAGAGGGCAUGCAUUGUGCUAAAAGCUGGUUGUUGCAGUAAAUAAAUCAGCACAUGGACAUCAACCAACAUUGGUUCCGUUACAGACGUGCGCCCAGCACUGGCUGGUCUCUUUUCGAACAGGAAGGUCCUGCUGGCGAGUGCUCCUGAAGCCAGGGGUGAGAGGCACAGUGGACAGGGUGACAGCUUGUUGGUGUCAUUUUCUAUCCCAGAACGCUUCAAAGCCUCCCCAAGGAUAGGCCACCCUCCUGACUUGGAAUUUGGUUCAUGAAAUAGUUUCUUACCACUUCUCUGGGGUCAUCUGGCCACACUUUUA
Messenger RNA from Myotis daubentonii (Daubenton's bat), 2396 nucleotides. RefSeq names its product sialic acid-binding Ig-like lectin 5. Gene Ontology annotation, cellular component: plasma membrane. Gene Ontology annotation, molecular function: sialic acid binding. The record is from RefSeq and is a predicted model, not a curated record. Gene Ontology annotation, biological process: cell adhesion. Lineage: Eukaryota; Metazoa; Chordata; Mammalia; Chiroptera; Vespertilionidae.